Messenger RNA from Oryza sativa Japonica Group (Japanese rice), 1825 nucleotides. The record is from RefSeq and is a predicted model, not a curated record. Lineage: Eukaryota; Viridiplantae; Streptophyta; Magnoliopsida; Poales; Poaceae.
ACGAGGAAGAAGAAGGACAAGAAGGUUCAAGAACGAUAUGGACAAAGCAUACAAAGGCUCAGCCAACCGACGGUCACAAAAGCCGAACAAUACAAAUUCAGAGCCGGUCAUGCAAAAUAGAUGCUCGCUAUGCCACGAACUAGGCCAUAAGAAAACUAGGUGCCCGAAGCGAGACAAGUCUAAGGAUCGACCGAAAAAGCGCCGUAGGACGGGGGGAGGUGGUGAGGGUAGCACACAGGAUGGAGCACUUUCCGGGGUUGGAGGAUUUCUACGAGGAGAAGCACCGGGCCCCACAGAUUGCCAGCGGAGAGCGCUUGAAGACCCUUCGAGUCAGAGGUCACACGGCGCACAUACUGUUCGACGACCGGUACGUCCCGUACCUACGGCGGGCGAAGCUCUUGGCGUUCGUGACCAUGGCGCAGCGACCGGUGCCUCUGUACAACGCUGCUGCUCUGACGGCCCUAGUGGACCGGUGGCGUCCAGAGACACACACCUUCCACCUACCGUGCGGGGAGCUGACGGUCACUCUGGAGGACGUCGCCAUGAUCCUGGGUCUUCCUAUCCGGGGUCAGGCGGUCACAGGUGACACAGCGUCGGGGAACUGGAGGGAGAGGGUCGAGGAGUACCUUGGUCUGGAGCCUCCAGUGGCACCUGAUGGUCAGAGGCAGACGAAGACAUCAGGGGUUCCUUUGAGUUGGUUGCGAGCCAACUUCGGUCAGUGUCCCGCUGAGGCAGACGAGGCUACAGUACAGCGAUACUGCAGGGCGUACGUGCUGUACAUCUUCGGCAGUAUUCUGUUCCCUGACUCUGGUGGAGACAUGGCUUCUUGGAUGUGGCUGCCGUUGCUCGCGGACUGGGACGAGGCGGGUACCUUCAGCUGGGGGUCGGCUGCCCUAGCCUGGUUGUACCGGCAACUCUGUGAUGCUUGCCGAAGGUAAGGCGGGGACGCGAACCUAGCAGGCUGUGUUUGGUUGCUACAGGUUUGGAUGUGGAUGAGGCUUCCAGUUGGUCGGCCCAUGUGGAGGACCCAUCAGGCUUGGCCGCACCAGGAUGCAGACCGACGUCCCACUGUAGCUCACCUGUGGGAAUCGGCCCCAUCUCCAGUAGUAGGCCGCAGGAAUUUGGCGUACUACCACUACACAAACGAGAUGGACUACCUACAGCCAGAACAUGUGGUGUGGAUGCCAUAUCAGGCACAGGAAGUGCUCGAGCUAGAACUGAAUCCCAUGUGCCAUAUAGAGGAUGCGUUGAAGACCCUACGGUGCCCACUGAUCUGCUUCUAUGCAGUGGAGUUCCAGAUGUGCCACCGCGUGAUGCGGCAAUUCGGGAGGCUUCAAACAAUCCCGCACCGUUUCUCCACGAGUAUCGACCUACACAAGGUGGACCGUCGGAAGAACAAGAAGGUGACUGAUUGGGCUUACUACCAUCAGGAUCAUAUCACGCAAUGGGAGAAGUUCGAGGAGAAUGGAGUACCAGACCAGGGUCAGCACAACGGGACGGAGUUCGACUUGUACUUGGCGUGGCUCCACAGGACCUACCGUCUUGUCCUACGUCCGGCUUGGACACUAGCCGACAUAGCGGAUGACCCCGAGGAUGUUGAGGAGCAGAACGAGUACGAUACUCGUACCCGUCUAGGUACCACGGUCGAGACGGGACCUGUUCGCGACAGAGUGGCUCGAGAGCUCUUGCGGACCGUCAACGACGCGGGAGUGGCGCUAGGCACGGCUCCUGGCUCCGAAGGAGAGGGCGGCACCCUCCGCAACGCCCUACAGGUAAUCGUUGGAAAGAGAUGAAACUACGGUGUUUUCUUCCAAAAGCGAUAACU